Messenger RNA from Dendronephthya gigantea, 1550 nucleotides. RefSeq names its product growth hormone-regulated TBC protein 1-A-like. The record is from RefSeq and is a predicted model, not a curated record. Lineage: Eukaryota; Metazoa; Cnidaria; Anthozoa; Malacalcyonacea; Nephtheidae. The coding region runs from base 290 to 1303 and encodes 337 amino acids. The transcript is spliced from 11 exons.
AAGCAACAUCAAAAGCAUCAAAAGCAACAUCAAAGAAACAUCACGACAACAUCGUCAACAUGUACAAAACGAUGCGCUAGUGGUGUUGACAACACGAAAAUGUUUCCUGUAUUUGCAGAGAAAAAUAUUUGAAACGUUUUUUGCUUACAUGGCGCUUCAUUAUGUUCUCUAAGGUCUUUUGAUAUUCACGGCGGAAUUAAAAUUCGGUAAUUCACCUCUCCUGCACAACCUGUGUAGUUAUAAAUUAUCAGAAUUUUUCGUGCUACAAAUAUAAUUUUGAAUCAAACAGAUGUCGACAAUCAAUAGUAAAGUGGAUCAAUAUGGAUUUCAGAGGGAAGAUGAUUUUGAUUAUGAAACGUACGAGAGAUUUAUGUCAGAAUAUUUAGUUGUCUUGGCACGACGUGCUGUCAAGUGGGAUAAGGUCAUUGAUCCUGAACACAGAACUAGAAAAUCUCUCAGGGUAAAGAGAUAUUGCAGAAAAGGAGUACCAUCUUCCCAAAGAGCUCAGGUAUGGUUUGAUGUAAGUGGGGCUAGAAAGAGAUGGAAACAUGGCCGAGGUGUUUAUAAAAGAAUGCUUGAAAGUACAAAGAAUGAACAAGUUAUUGAGAGUAUACGAACAGAUCUUCAUAGAACAUUUCCUGAAAAUGUACACUUCGGUGAUGAUCUUAGUUCUAAGAAAGAAGCACUUUUUAACGUGCUCAGUUCUUACGCACAUUAUAAUCCCACUGUGGGAUAUUGUCAGGGUUUCAACUAUAUUGUUGCUCUUUUACUCCUUGUGGUAAAACAGGAGGAACAUGUAUUUUGGUUGCUAGAUGUGCUUGUCACAAAAAAACUUCCAGAUUAUUACGGUUACCAAAUGCAGGGAUUAAGAGUGGAACAAGCUGUUCUGGAGGAACUGCUAGGAUGGAAGAACCCUGCACUAGCAGAACAUAUGAAAAGAAACGGUGUCGAUAUCGCCAUUCCGUGCACUAAAUGGUUUAUUUGUCUUUAUACUGAUGUUUUACCCACAGAGACUGUUCUACGAAUUUGGGAUUGUCUGUUUUACGAAGGAUCCAAAGUUCUUUUGCGUGUGGCACUUACACUCCUUUUGAUGAAUGAACAGAAACUAUUGGCAUGUAAGGACUUCGUGGCCCUCUGCGAAGGAUUUAAGAAUAUAACCAAGGGUUCAGAAACUAUCGACUGUCAUAAUUUUAUGGAGAAAUGUUUUUCGCUGCCCGGCUCGUUACCUCAGAGGAAAAUUGACAAAUUACGGAGUAAGAAACAAGAAACAUUGACAACGACGGCGGGAGCAUCAAGCAGCUAAAAAUUAAUCAAUGCCAAUGGAGAUACGGCACAAUCACAUUUCUUGCCAAUCAAAGUUUUUAAUAACGAUGACUGUCGAUGUAAAAUAGUUCUUUCUACUAUUUAUUGUAAAAAUAAAAUUAAAUAAUAAAAAACAAAGAAUUAAAACAAUGAGUUAGAAAUGAAAAGUUAUAGAAUUCUGCGAAAUCAUAUGUUGUAUAUAAUACACGAAAUUUUGUUAGAAAUAAAAAUUCAAGGGAAAAUGUUAU